CAUCCGCAUGAAAACAAGCAGUUUCCACGAAUUAUUAGCCGCACGGAAACUGGAGUAGACAGCAUACACGUGUGCUUCCAGCCAUCCACGUCAUUCUAGCUCGAACCACCUUGCUUGACUUGUUUGCUAUCCUCUUCCGUUAUCAACCCAAUCUUGUUCCUGCUUCAGCCUCUAGCACAAGCACACUGUAUCACCGUGAACCACCAGCAAAAUGGCAGCUGCUCGCCUGUAAAGUGCAGACGUGCAGUGUGCGCGCAGCAACGGCGGUAGCCGGAACAACAAACCCGUGUGUCCGGCGCGCGGCCGCGCACGCACCUCACCAACGGCAAGGCGAGGGCCGACCAGCUCGCCCCACCCCGCUCGACGCGAUCCGCGCCACCAGCUCGAAUACUAAAUUUCGAAAUUGUUCAGUUUAAAUGGUCCGUCCCCUGGUUCUUCUCCUUCACUUGUCCUGCACCAACACCGCGCUCCAGGUCACGAGCUCGACCUCACGGAGCGCGCCCGCCGCCGGAAUGGCUUCCAGCGCCGCCCCCGACGUGGUUGAGACCGAGCUCUUGCCGUUCAUCCGCGUGUACAAGAGUGGCCGCGUCGAGCGCCUCCUCGGCACCGACACCGUGCCGGCGUCCUUCGACGCGUCCACGGGCGUGGCGUCCAAGGACGUCGUCAUCGACCCGGCCACCGGCGUCUCCGUCCGCCUCUACCUUCCGCCAGCGGCUGCAGCAUCCGGGGGCAAGAAGCUGCCCGUCCUCGUGUACUUCCACGGCGGCGGGUUCAUGAUCGAGUCGGCGGCCUCCCCGACGUAUCACCGCUACCUGAACGCGCUCGCCGCCCGCGCGGGCGCCCUCGCGGUGUCCGUCGAGUACCGCCGCGCGCCGGAGCACCCGCUCCCCGCGGCGUACGACGACUCGUGGGCGGCCCUCGCGUGGGCGGUCGCCGGCUCCGCCCCGGGAGGCCCGGAGCCGUGGCUCGCGGCGCACGGGGACGCGUCCCGCGUGUUCCUCGCCGGCGACAGCGCGGGCGCCAACAUCGCGCACAACGUGGCCCUGCGCGCCGCCGCCGAGGGGCUCCCGCGCCCGUGCGCGGCCGUCGUCGGCGUGCUGCUGGUGCACCCGUACUUCUGGGACCCGACCAACGCCAUGGCGCCGGAGCUGGAGGUGAGGAUCCGCCGCGAGUGGCGGUUCAUGUGCGCGCGCCCAGACGCCGAGGUGGGCGACCCGAGGAUCUGCCCGACGUGCCCCGAGGCGGCGCCGCGGCUCGCGGCGCUGCCGUGCAGGAGGGCGAUGGUGGCCGUGGCGGGCGACGACUUCCUGGCGGUGAAGGGGCGGGCGUACCAUGCGGCGCUGCUCGCGAGCGGGUGGCGCGGGGAGGCCGAGCUGGUGGACACGCCGGGGCAGGACCACGUGUUCCAUCUCCUGCAACCGGGGACUGAGGCGGCCGCCGGGAUGUUGGACCGCGUCGCGGAUUUCAUUUCUCGUGCUUGACCUCACCUGCUCCCCGUUGAAGUGGAAUUGUGGUCGGUUCCUGUCGUCGUGCGUCAGGGCGAGUAAUAAAUGGGCAGCAAUCUCCGCCGGGCGUCAGUCCAACUA
Messenger RNA from Hordeum vulgare subsp. vulgare (domesticated barley), 1586 nucleotides. RefSeq names its product tuliposide A-converting enzyme 1, chloroplastic-like. Gene Ontology annotation, molecular function: hydrolase activity. Bases 417 to 1481 code for a protein of 354 amino acids. The record is from RefSeq and is a predicted model, not a curated record. The transcript has a single exon. NCBI's taxonomy places the organism in Eukaryota, Viridiplantae, Streptophyta, Magnoliopsida, Poales, Poaceae.